Messenger RNA from Echinops telfairi (small Madagascar hedgehog), 1654 nucleotides. RefSeq names its product KIAA1191 ortholog. The transcript has 9 exons. Gene Ontology annotation, cellular component: cytoplasm. The record is from RefSeq and is a predicted model, not a curated record. NCBI's taxonomy places the organism in Eukaryota, Metazoa, Chordata, Mammalia, Afrosoricida, Tenrecidae. The coding region runs from base 437 to 1354 and encodes 305 amino acids.
GGCCACCGGCUGCUACCAGAAGGCCAGCGUCCCUUGAUCUGCGGCUUAGGCCUUCCUUCUGGUCACCGACUCUGCGUCGCCCGCGCCAUGGCUUGGGUCCGGACUGCGCUACAGCGUCUUGGGAGACGUGGGUCGUCGGAGCCUUUUUAGUGCUGGAGCUCGGGCCGCAGGGUCCCCCGCGGUGGCGGCGGCGGAGGAACAGGUUGUGACGCAGAAUGACUGGAGUCUGAAGGGCGGUGCACAUGCAGGUUGUUUGUUGUUAUUAGAAGCUCUGGAUGGACGCUUCCUGGGAAGCUUUGCUAACAUGCAGCAGCCGGACCAUAUGGCUCAUUAAAACCUGUCUGUCAGCAUAAUCGUCACAUCAUUUCACUGUGGGUGGCAGGGACUCAGCUCUGGAAUUCUAUAUAGAAAAAGCAUCGGGAUCCCAGUGUUUUCAAUGGCUUCGAGACACCCAGAAGUGCCUGCUCUUGAGCCUAGUGGGCCUCUAGGCAAGAUGUCCCUGCCCAUCGGGAUGUACCGCCGGGCAUUCAGCUAUGACGAUGCCCUCGAGGACCCUACACCCAUGACUCCUCCUCCAUCAGACAUGGGCAGCAUCCCCUGGAAGCCAGUGAUUCCAGAGCGCAAGUAUCAGCACCUCGCCAAGGUGGAGGAAGGAGAGGCCAGUGUACCCUCUCCUGCCAUGACCGUGUCAUCGGCCACAGACAGCACGGACAAGGUCCCCGUGGUGAAGGCUAAAGCCACCCACAUCAUCAUGAAUUCUCUGAUCACAAAACAGACCCAGGAGAGCAUUCAGCGCUUUGAGCAACAAGCAGGGCUGAGAGAUGCUGGCUACACACCCCACAAGGGCCUCACCACCGAGGAGACCAAGUACCUGCGGGUGGCAGAGGCGCUCCACACACUAAAGCUGCAGAGCGGAGAGAACACAAAGGAAGAGAAGCAGCCUGCGUCCACCCAGUCCACCCCCAGCAGCACCCCGCACUCUUCCCCCAAGCAGAAAUCCAGGGGCUGGUUCACUUCUGGUCCUCCUACCACCUUUCCCGGUCCCAAUUCUAGCAUCAUGGAUUCUGGAAGUGGGGAUAGGGACAGGAACCCAUUGGAUAAAUGGAGCUUCUUUGGGCCGAGACCCCUCCAGAAAUCUGAUUCGGGAGGACUUGCCACUCAGACCUACCGCGGAGCUCAGAAGCCCUCUCCAAUGGAACUGAUCCGCGUGCAGGCCACCCGCAUGGCUGAGGACCCAGCGGCCUUCAGGCCUCCCACCAUGGAUGCCCCAGAGAUCGACAAGACGAAGCCAGUUCCCCGGACCCACAAUCUCAAACCUCGUGACCUGAAUGUGCUCACUCCCACUGGGUUCUAGUGCGCUUUCUGUCCUAGGGACUCUGGAUCGAGUCUGCCAGGCCCCCCUUUACCUGGCUCUGACAUAGGAAAGGUAUAUUUUUAAAAAACCAGGCUAGAGCUAGAGAAAUCAUUGGCUUUGGAGAAACAUGUGCACAUUUCCACCUUACUGUGUGGAAGAAGCCCUUUUCUACCGCUUUAACACAGUUCAGUCAUCUCAGCAGAGCUCUGUGGGAGGCCUCGUGGCCUGUUUUUGUAUCACAUCCUCUAGACAAGAGCUUUGAUCAUGACUUCCUAAGUAAAUGAUUCUGCUGUUUCCAAA